Messenger RNA from Mesoplodon densirostris (Blainville's beaked whale), 891 nucleotides. RefSeq names its product syndecan binding protein 2 (gene SDCBP2). The transcript has 8 exons. The record is from RefSeq and is a predicted model, not a curated record. Gene Ontology annotation, cellular component: plasma membrane; cytoplasm. Gene Ontology annotation, molecular function: protein binding. NCBI's taxonomy places the organism in Eukaryota, Metazoa, Chordata, Mammalia, Artiodactyla, Ziphiidae. Bases 16 to 891 code for a protein of 291 amino acids.
UUCCAAAGAGCAGCCAUGUCCACCCUGUACCCAUCUCUGGAGGACCUGAAGGUGGACCAAGCCAUGCAGGCCGAGGCCAGAGCCGUACCCAGGAAGCCCGCCCUGCCGGGACAGGGAACAGACUCCCAGCCUUCAGUUUUGUACCCAAACCUGGCGGAAUUGGAAGGUUAUAUGGGUCUUUCGUUCUCCAGCCACGAAGUCCAGCAGAACCUGCCUCAGAUUCCAGAAGGUGCCAGUGCAGCGGUCUCGGGCCCCUCACCGGACCAGGUGGUGGCGCUGGUGUCCGGGAACAGCUUGGGCGUGCUGCCUGGGGAGGUGAAGCCCGGGGUGCGCGAGAUCCACCUGUGCAAGGACGAGCGCGGCAAGACGGGGCUGCGGCUGCGGGCCAUCGACAAGGGGCUCUUUGUGCAGCUGGUCCAGGCCAACACCCCCGCGUCCCUGGUGGGGCUGCGCUUUGGGGACCAGAUCCUGCAGAUUGACGGGCGCAACUGUGUCGGGUGGAGCACAGACAAAGCCCACCAGGUGGUGAAGAAGGCGUCAGCUGAGAAGAUUGUCAUGGUUAUUCGGGACAGGCCAUUCCAGCGGACUGUCACCAUGCACAAGGACAGCACAGGCCACGUCGGCUUCGUCAUCAGGAAGGGGAAGAUCAUCUCUUUGGUCAAAGGGAGUUCUGCGGCCCGCAACGGCCUCCUCAUCAACCACUACGUGUGUGAGGUGAACGGGCAGAACGUCGUUGGGCUGAAGGACAAAGAAGUCACGGAGAUUCUGGCCACAGCCGGGAACGUCAUCAACCUGGCCAUCAUCCCCACUGUGAUCUAUGAGCAGAUGGUCAGAAAGUUGUCCCCAGCCCUGCUCCACCACACCACGGACCACUCCAUUCCUGACACCUGA